Molecule: messenger RNA, 966 nt
Organism: Aureobasidium namibiae CBS 147.97
Lineage: Eukaryota; Fungi; Ascomycota; Dothideomycetes; Dothideales; Saccotheciaceae
Product: short chain dehydrogenase reductase
Exons: 2
Coding region: 1-966 (321 amino acids)
Source: RefSeq, a predicted model, not a curated record
AUGACUUCUCUUAUCUUGAAAGACGCCGAUAUCCCCGAUCUGAGUGGGAAGGUCGCGAUCAUCACCGGUGGUGCUUCUGGAAUUGGACUCGCUACAGCGCGGAUUCUGGCUAAACAUCACGCGACUGUAUACGUGCUUGACAUCUCAGGUGCUCAUAUAGACGAUGGACCCGAUCCCGAAAACAUCCGGUUCAGAAUCUGCAAUGUAGUGUCUUGGGUCGACCUGCGUGCAGCAUUUCUUGAGAUUGGUCGUGUGGACAUUGUCGUUGCGAAUGCGGGAGUCAGCCAGGAAGUGGAUCACUUCGCCGACUCUUUCGAUUGCGAAGGACUUUUGAAGGAACCGGUGUAUCCCGUCAUCGAAGUCAAUCUCCGUGCUGUUUUCAACACGGUCAAGCUAGCUCUCUCUGCAUUCCGCAAGCAAGGUCCUGGUGGUAGUAUCGUCGUCACAUCGAGCGCCACCGGUUUGUCGCCAGAACAGAGUUUGCCCGUGUACUCGGCCGUCAAAUGCGGUGUCAUUGGCCUUGUACGUGCUCUACGAUCGACAAUCCCAUAUACUCAUGGAGCCACGAUCAAUACAGUGGCUCCUGCAGCGACCAUCACCAGACUGCUGCCUGCAAACCUCGCAGCCCCGAUCAUGGCAGCCGGUGCGCCAGUUUCGAGUGCAGAACAUGUUGGUCUUGCGGUUGCGUUCUCCGCCGUUGGCAAUCAAGAUCAGCAAGUCGAAGCUUACGGGAACGAUUCGCAGGAGACAAUCUUCAGCAGGGGAAGAUGGAAUGGCAGGACUAUCUUGACUCUCGGUAACACGUGGACCGAGGUAGAAGAGCCUCUUGCUACUCUACGUUCUCAAUGGUUUGGCCAAUAUCCGACGGCAAUGACUGCGUUCCAGCAGAGGCUUACUGACAUGAGACCACUUCCGACUAGAUUGUCGCGCCACGAGGAGAACCUGGAACACGAGUCUCGCCUUUGA